Colletotrichum destructivum is the source of this 1538-nucleotide messenger RNA. RefSeq names its product Putative eukaryotic translation initiation factor 3 subunit J. Gene Ontology annotation, cellular component: eukaryotic translation initiation factor 3 complex; cytoplasm. Bases 251 to 1072 code for a protein of 273 amino acids. The transcript is spliced from 4 exons. The record is from RefSeq and is a predicted model, not a curated record. NCBI's taxonomy places the organism in Eukaryota, Fungi, Ascomycota, Sordariomycetes, Glomerellales, Glomerellaceae. Gene Ontology annotation, molecular function: translation initiation factor activity.
CCCUUCCUUGGGUUUCCUAUUCACUGCUUUCCUGCCCAACCACAGGGCCCCCUUCCCUUCCACAAUUUGUUUCCUUCCUCGGCCAGGCUGCCUGACGGGUUCCCUUUCUCCCUUGGAGUAAACCUUGACCAAGAAAAAAAAAGUUCUUUCCAGACACCAACUUCUCUGAAAAGACCUGUUCAAUCGUUCGCAGUCGUCUUCACUCUCGCUGGCCCUUCUCUUUUGCCCCGCGCAAUCACAAUCUGACAUCAUGCCUCCUAAGAAGUGGGACGACGAGGAGAGCGGCGACGAGAGCUCCGGCCCUGCCUCCCCCGUUGGCGGCGCCAUCCCUAUCCGCCGCAAGUUCGAGGAUGAGGAGGAUGAGGAUGACGUCCUGGACUCCUGGGAUGCCGCCGAAGACUCCGAGGUCGAGCGUGAGAAGGCCAAGAAGGCCGAAGAGGCAAAGGCCAAGGCUCUCGAGGAGGCAAAGAAGAACAAGAAGUCCAAGGCUCAGCGCAUUGCCGAGUUGAAGGAGGAGCGCGCCCGCCUUGAAGCCGAGGACUCUGGCGAGGAGGAGACAGAGGCUGAGAAGAGAGAGCGCCUCCGCCGCACCGAAAAGGAGUCGGACCUGAAGCACGCCGAGGACCUCUUCGGCGAUAUCGGUGUUCCCGCCGGCCGCAAGGCUAACCUCGCCGGCUCCGCCGUCCAGAUCGAUCCCAACGAUCCGACCAAGACGGCCAACAUCGCCGACAUGCCUCUCUUCAACCCCACUACCAAGACCCAGUUCGAGCACCUCCGUACCACGCUGACCCCCAUCCUCGCCAACAACGCCCGCAAGGCUCACUACGGCAUCUUCCUCCAGGAGUUCACCAAGACCCUGGCCAAGGACCUCCCCAGCGACCAGAUCAAGAAGAUUGCCAGCACCCUCACCGCCCUCGGCAACGAGAAGAUGAAGGAGGAGAAGGCCGCCCAGGGUGGUAACAAGAAGAGCAAGGCGGCCAAGACCAAGGUCUCUGCCGUUGUCAGCCGUGCCCCCGUUGCUGACACCGAGACGUACGAGGAUGACGGCUUCGGAGAUGACGACUUCAUGUGAAGUAAGAGACAGGGUUGUAAUAUUCUCCCGUGCCCAGAGCCCAGCCCCUUGUCUCCCUGCAAGCCCAAUCCGUGCCAACGUCUUUGGCACGGUUUCGUACGGAAGCGUGUGGCAGCGGCUUGGAUCAAGCUCCGGCGUCGCUGUCGCGGAAACACCACUCCUCGCUACGCCAUACGCGGUUGGGGCCACUUAGAAAGCAGAGCCACGGGCUGUUUGGGGCUGCCGGGAAGCGUGGACUGGGUCAGAUUGUCGGAGGAUGGACGGUAUCGAAGAAGAAUUGGUGUCAAUUUAAAGACGGACACUGAUCAGAGGGAAAUCAUUCCAGGUCCUGGAGGGGCUAUAGGAUCUAAGUGCAUCUCUUCUCGCCAUGGUUUCAGGGAGCAUAAAAGUCUUUCAUGAAUGAUGAGCACAGCACGAUAGAUCUGGAAUCGUUCAAGGAUAUACUUGCAAAGUACUCUUUUCCACC